Messenger RNA from Triplophysa rosa, 1744 nucleotides. Its product is annotated as transcription factor GATA-4-like. Lineage: Eukaryota; Metazoa; Chordata; Actinopteri; Cypriniformes; Nemacheilidae. The record is from RefSeq and is a predicted model, not a curated record. The transcript has 3 exons. The coding region runs from base 89 to 388 and encodes 99 amino acids.
AGAGCUUGUGAACUGUUGGUGUAACCAGCAGAGGGAGACAGAGGAUAAUCAUUCUUGAUCUUCUCUGCAGGUUCCUCGUCCUCUUGCCAUGAAAAAAGAAGGUAUUCAGACCCGUAAGCGCAAACCUAAAAAUAUCAACAAGUCCAACUCUGGACCGUCCGGCUGUGAUGUUCAGACACCCGGCGCUGUGAGCUCCAGUCCCACAGAAGAACCGAGACCCAUCAAGACCGAACCAGACUCACUAUCUCUCUACACACAUCACACUAUACACACACAGGUGUCUGCAGUGCCUGCAUAUCUGGGAAGCCAAAGUUCUGCUCUGAAACUCUCUUCGAACGGAUCAUCCGCCUCCAAGAGUGAAGCGUGGAACAGUCUGAUUCUGAGCUAACCUCAAACACAAACCCCUCUGUAAGACCAUCUGGUGAUCACCCGGCGUUAGAAACACAAACACACAGCAGUGUCUGAAUUCAGAAGGACAUCCAGGAUUUGGAUUCACGUGUGAUUCAGAGAACAGCAGCGGAUCGUAAGAACGUCAUAUAACAUGAAGACGUAAUUCAAAUGUUCCAUCGGUGGAGAGGAUCAUUUCAAGCUGAACGUGAGCUUUCUUCAUCUUUAAUCAAAGUGAUUUUCAAAUCAUUUCAAUGACACUCAUUUGCCACGAUCACCUAGAGGGCAUCUAAACUUUUAAAGGUGUCCAGCGGGACUGUGGAUUUAUUUCCGUGGUUUGUUUUCUGGUAAAAUACACAAGUAAUAUUGGGUGUUUCCGCCAUGCUUCACAGUCAGAUUAUUUCUGUACAUAUGACAAUCUGGGGGUGACAACAUGGAUUCUAAUCAGUCUGUCAGACAUAGAGGAAACUAGCAAGCACCUAGCUAUGCCCUAGCAACCCUGCAGUACGCUAUAGCAACAAACCAGCAUUCACCAAAGCAACCACCUGAAUCCACUGACAUUGUGAUGUGUUCAGCACAAACUCCGUCUUUCAGUCCCGUUUGGUGCUACAGAAGUGUGGUGUGUGUCGAGUCUUUACAAACAUCAUCCACAUGAAGAUGAAUCACUCCUGCUGGACACCACUCCAUCCUCACAGCCUCUAUCGUUCGUCAUGUUUAUCAUCAUCAUGAUCUCGCUCAUCAGAUAGUUUCAAAAUAAAGCCAUUUGAUAGAUUCAGUUCCCAAUUCAUCUCUGUUUGAAAUCCAACCUGUAACUUUUCAUUAGCAGCAAAGACACUGUAUUGAUAGAUAAGUACUGACAGUAACUUCCCUAGAACAUUUUGAUUCAACUUUGAUAAGUUCUGUUUAAUACUUCUGUUCAAACUCCUGAUAUCACAGCUGAAUUUCUGUAAUUGCAAUUUUACUUGUUGUGUUUAUGAUAAUGAAGUCAACAGGGCUGAAGUUUUCCUUUCUGAACAGAUGACCUGACAUUUCUUUUCUAAGCCGAUUCCCCUUAUAAACCUUUGAAAGCUUUUCUCACUCACCUGUAAAGAAAACUCUACUUAUAAUUCUUUGCUUGUGUCAUUGUGUAGUAAUGUUAUGUAUUGAAGUGUGUGUAAAACAAUUCACUCCAUGUUUAACUAUUGUGCUACUCAACAUAUUUGUACAUUCGAUGAAAGGCUUUGACUCUUGUUUUCAUUCAGAGAGAGCAGUGAAGCUUUCCAUGUAUUCUACCUUAAAGUUCUGACGAACAGAAUUAACCUUUAAAACAUUAAAACGUUGGCUAACUAAAUCAUUUUCUGUCCAUCCAUAAACUGUU